Dama dama (fallow deer) is the source of this 8946-nucleotide messenger RNA. RefSeq names its product cyclin dependent kinase 13 (gene CDK13). Gene Ontology annotation, biological process: transcription elongation by RNA polymerase II; positive regulation of transcription elongation by RNA polymerase II; protein phosphorylation. Gene Ontology annotation, cellular component: cyclin/CDK positive transcription elongation factor complex; nucleus. The transcript is spliced from 14 exons. The record is from RefSeq and is a predicted model, not a curated record. Lineage: Eukaryota; Metazoa; Chordata; Mammalia; Artiodactyla; Cervidae. Bases 148 to 4689 code for a protein of 1513 amino acids. Gene Ontology annotation, molecular function: ATP binding; cyclin-dependent protein serine/threonine kinase activity; RNA polymerase II CTD heptapeptide repeat kinase activity.
UAUCGUGGCGCUUCUCCCGGACGGCCCUGGUGCUCGGUGUCCCUCCGCCGUCGCUGCCGCCGUUCCCGUUUCCGGCGGGGGAGAUGGCCAGGAUCUGACCCGGGAGGAGGCCGCACCCGCGCCGCGCUCUGCGGCGGGCUCUAGGCGAUGCCGAGCAGCUCGGACACGGCGCUGGGGGGAGGCGGGGGCUUGAGCUGGGCGGAGAAGAAGUUGGAGGAACGCCGCAAACGGAGGCGAUUCCUGUCCCCUCAGCAGCCGCCGCUGCUGUUGCCGCUCCUGCAGCCGCAGCUCCUGCAACCGCCGCCGCCCCCGCCGCCUCUGCUCUUCCUGGCUGCUCCCGGCACGGCCGCCGCCGCAGCCGCCGCCGCCGCGGCCUCCUCCUCUUGCUUCAGCCCGGGCCCCCCUCUGGAGGUCAAGCGGCUGGCGAGAGGCAAGAGGCGCGCAGGAGGGCGGCAGAAGCGGCGCCGCGGGCCCCGCGCCGGGCAGGAGGCGGAGAAGCGUCGGGUCUUCUCGCUGCCCCAGCCGCAGCAGGACGGCGGUGGCGGUGCUAGUAGCGGCGGGGGUGUGACCCCGCUGGUGGAGUACGAGGAUGUAAGCUCCCAGUCCGAGCAGGGGCUGCUGCUGGGGGGGGCCAGCGCGGCAACGGCGGCGACGGCUGCCGGGGGAACGGGGGGCAGCGGCGGGAGUCCGGCCUCCUCCUCCGGCACCCAGCGUCGCGGGGAGGGGUCGGAGCGCAGGCCCCGCCGGGACCGCCGCAGCAGCAGCGGUCGCAGCAAGGAUCGCCACCGCGAGCACCGACGGCGGGACGGGCAGCGCGGCGGCGGCGAGGCCUCCAAGUCCCGCAGCCGCCACGGCCACGGCGGCGAGGAGCGGGCCGAGGCCGCUAAGAGUGGCAGCAGCAGCAGCAGCGGCGGCCGGCGGAAAAGCGCCUCGGCCACGUCCAGCAGCAGCAGCAGCCGUAAGGACCGAGACCCGAAGGCCCAUCGGAGCCGGACUAAAUCGUCCAAAGAACCGCCUUCGGCCUAUAAGGAGCCGCCCAAGGCCUAUCGGGAGGACAAGACCGAGCCCAAGGCCUACAGGCGGCGGCAGCGGUCCCUGAGCCCGCUGGGAGGCCGGGACGACAGCCCGGUGUCCCACCGGGCCUCGCAGAGCCUGCGGAGCCGCAAGUCUCCCAGUCCGGCGGGAGGUGGCAGCAGCCCCUACUCGCGGCGGCUGGCCCGCUCCCCGAGCCCCUACAGCCGCCGCCGCUCCCCCAGCUACAGCCGCCACAGCUCCUACGAGCGCGGCGGCGACGUGUCCCCCAGCCCCUACAGCAGCAGCAGCUGGCGCCGCUCCCGGAGCCCCUACAGCCCGGUGAUCAGACGGUCUGCCAAGUCACGAAGCAGAAGCCCAUAUUCAUCUAGGCAUUCAAGAUCUCGUAGCAGGCAUAGAUUGUCUAGAUCCAGAAGUCGUCAUUCUAGCAUUUCUCCUAGCACACUAACUCUGAAGAGUAGCCUGGCAGCUGAAUUGAACAAGAAUAAAAAAGCGCGAGCUGCAGAGGCAGCACGAGCCGCAGAGGCAGCUAAGGCCGCAGAGGCAGCUAAGGCUGCUGAGGCCGCUGCCAAAGCUGCCAAAGCUACCAACACUGCUACACCUACCAAGGGGAACACAGAAACUGGUGCCGGUGCAUCACAAACCAACCAUGUGAAGGAUGCGAAGAAACUGAAAGUUGAGCAUGCACCUUCUCCCUCAAGCGGUGGAACUUUAAAAAAUGACAAGGCAAAAACAAAGCCACCUCUGCAGGUAACAAAAGUGGAUAAUAAUUUGAUUGUAGAUAAAGCCACCAAGAAAGCAGUUGUAGUUGGAAAGGAGAGUAAAUCUGCUGCUACAAAGGAGGAACCAGUAUCUCUUAAAGAGAAAACGAAACCACUUACACCAAGCAUAGGAGCCAAGGAGAAGGAGCAACAUGUGGCUUUAGUGACCUCUACCUUACCACCUUUACCUUUGCCUCCCAUGCUGCCUGAAGAUAAAGAUGCUGAUAGCUUGCGAGGAAAUAUUUCAGUAAAAGCGGUUAAAAAAGAAGUAGAAAAGAAACUGCGAUGUCUACUUGCUGAUUUACCACUGCCCCCUGAGUUACCGGGAGGAGAUGAUCUCUCAAAGAGUCCAGAGGAAAAGAAAACAGCAACACAGUUACAUAAUAAAAGGAGGCCUAAAAUAUGUGGGCCUCGCUAUGGUGAAAUCAAAGAGAAAGAUAUUGACUGGGGAAAACGCUGCGUGGAUAAAUUUGAUAUCAUCGGAAUUAUUGGAGAAGGUACCUAUGGACAAGUUUACAAGGCCAGGGAUAAAGACACUGGAGAAAUGGUAGCCUUAAAAAAAGUACGCCUGGAUAAUGAAAAGGAAGGGUUUCCUAUUACAGCAAUUCGAGAAAUUAAAAUUCUCCGGCAGCUUACCCACCAGAGUAUUAUCAAUAUGAAGGAAAUAGUGACUGAUAAAGAAGAUGCUUUGGACUUUAAGAAGGAUAAAGGUGCAUUUUAUCUGGUGUUUGAAUAUAUGGACCAUGAUCUGAUGGGACUGUUGGAAUCAGGCUUGGUUCAUUUUAAUGAAAAUCACAUAAAGUCAUUUAUGAGACAGCUCAUGGAAGGUCUGGAUUAUUGUCAUAAGAAGAACUUUUUGCAUCGAGAUAUCAAAUGUUCAAAUAUUCUUCUAAACAAUAGAGGACAGAUAAAACUUGCAGAUUUUGGACUUGCUCGAUUAUAUAGCUCAGAAGAAAGUCGGCCAUAUACAAACAAAGUCAUCACUUUGUGGUACCGUCCACCUGAACUGCUGCUGGGAGAAGAAAGGUAUACACCAGCUAUCGAUGUGUGGAGCUGUGGAUGUAUCCUUGGUGAACUCUUCACUAAAAAACCUAUAUUUCAAGCAAAUCAGGAGCUUGCACAACUAGAAUUAAUAAGCCGUAUAUGUGGGAGUCCAUGUCCUGCUGUGUGGCCUGAUGUAAUCAAACUACCGUAUUUCAACACCAUGAAACCAAAGAAGCAAUAUCGUCGAAAGUUAAGAGAAGAAUUUGUUUUUAUUCCUGCAGCCGCACUAGACUUAUUUGAUUACAUGCUCGCCUUGGAUCCUAGUAAGCGCUGCACUGCAGAGCAGGCUCUUCAGUGUGAGUUCCUGCGGGAUGUGGAACCCUCAAAAAUGCCUCCGCCAGACCUUCCAUUAUGGCAAGAUUGUCAUGAAUUAUGGAGUAAAAAGCGAAGACGACAGAAGCAGAUGGGCAUGACUGAUGACGUCUCCACAGUUAAAGCCCCCAGAAAGGACUUGUCCCUGGGCAUGGACGACAGCAGAGCCAGCACACCUCAGAGCGUGCUGCCGGCCUCACAGCUGAAGGCUCAGGGCAACUCGAGUGCAGCACCUGUAAAAACAGGCCCUGGACAGCAGUUAAACCACAGUGAAUUGGCAAUUCUGCUAAACCUACUACAGUCUAAAACAAGUGUUAAUAUGGCUGAUUUUGUCCAAGUGUUGAACAUUAAGGUAAACUCUGAGACUCAGCAGCAGCUAAAUAAAAUAAACCUUCCUGCUGGAAUUUUGGCAACAGGUGAAAAACAGACAGAUCCAUCAACACCACAACAGGAGUCUUCGAAACCAUUGGGAGGAAUUCAGCCUUCUUCUCAGAACAUGCAGCCCAAAGUGGAGCCUGACGCGGCCCAGGCGGCUGUGCAGAGCGCAUUUGCGGUUCUGUUGACUCAGUUAAUAAAGGCUCAGCAUUCAAAGCAGAAAGACGUGCUGCUGGAAGAGAGGGAAAAUGGGUCGGGACAUGAAGCACCAUUACAGCUCCGGCCGCCUCCAGAACCUAGCACGCCGGCGUCGGGGCAAGAUGACCUGAUCCAGCACCAAGAUAUGAGGCUAUUGGAGCUCACACCAGAACCGGACCGGCCUCGUAUUCUGCCUCCUGAUCAGCGACCUCCUGAACCUCCGGAACCACCGCCAGUCACUGAAGAAGAUCUAGAUUACCGGACAGAAAACCAGCACGUACCCACCGCUAGUUCUUCGUUAACUGACCCUCAUGCCGGAGUAAAAGCAGCCCUGUUACAGCUCCUUGCUCAGCAUCAGCCCCAGGAUGACCCCAAAAGAGAAAGUGGUAUUGAUUACCAAGCAGGAGAUACUUAUGUACCUUCUUCAGACUACAAGGACAGUUUUGGAUCCUCUUCUUUCUCUUCUGCUCCUUAUGUUAGCAAUGAUGGUCUUGGAAGCGCCUCUGCUCCACCACUGGAACGACGUAGCUUCAUGGGAAACUCAGAUAUUCAGUCCUUGGAUAACUACAGUACUACUUCAUCUCAUUCUAGUGGUCCACCUCAGCCUUCUGCCUUUUCCGAGUCAUUUCCCAGUUCGGUAGCUGGAUAUGGAGACAUUUACCUCAAUACAGGUCCCAUGCUGUUUAGUGGAGACAAGGACCAUAGAUUUGAAUAUAGCCAUGGCCCCAUUGCAGUGCUGGCAAACAGCAGUGACCCUUCCACAGGGCCAGAGAGUACUCACCCUUUGCCAGCAAAGAUGCACAACUAUAACUAUGGUGGUAGCUUACAGGAAAACCCAGGCGGCCACGGCCUCAUGCACGGACAGACCUGGACUUCCCCUGCGCAAGGGCCUGGCUAUUCACAAGGGUACAGGGGACACAUUAGCACGUCAGCUGGCAGAGGUCGAGGCAGAGGGUUACCAUACUGAGUAUCUGUUUUUCCUCAGGCACAUCAUUUUUAUCUGGAAAGACUUUUCUAGCUGCAAUUUAAGGCAGCAAUCCAAGAGACUUGAAUAAUAUUAAUUCAACAACAGCUUUAUUUUUAUGUGGAAAAGGGUCUUGCAUACAAUAGUUAAAAAAAAAAGACAAAAAAAAACCACCUUUGCUUAAAUUCAUGCUGUUCUAAAACCUAGAUCUAUUGAUUGUACAUCUUCACAAAUUCUAGUUAACGAUUUUAUUUUGUAUUCUUGCAGUUUUAAGUGGAUGCUAAUCUUAGGGACAUAAAAAGUCUUUUAUGGCCCUCUUGCAGAUCUUCUGAACUAUGCACAUUUGUGCUUUUUUGUAAGUUUGGACCAACUUUUAUGUAACAACCACCCAGUCCCUCCCCCCUCCAGUUUUACAACAAUCAGAAAGGGCACUGAUUUAUUUGGUAUUUUUCUUUUUACAAAGCUACCUUUAGUCAAAGGUCACUGUCAGUCUUUGCACCUGCUUUCAGUGUUAUUGUGAAAGGUGUACUUUGUGCUCAUUUCAGAAAAUAAAACACAACCUUUCUCUUGAUGCAACAGUUUUAUAUAAAAAAAAAUGGUCAACGUUAUUUUUGUUUUAUUUUGCAGAUUAUCAUAGCCUAGCAAAAUGGAUUCAAAUGAAAUAGUGGGUUUUAUAUGAAAAAUAUGGGUGGGGUGGGGAGGGUAAGUAAGUGCCUUAACAGGUAAGCUUAAGGUCUGAAAAAGUAGUUAACCUUUACACCCAUCUGUCUUCUAAAGGGAAUCAAUGUAUUGUACUGAAGAGGCAGAGAGAGAGCUCUCAAGUGUCCAGGGGCUGCCUGUUCAGUUCCUGUUAGGUCCAUUCCCUCUGCCUGUCACACUUUCUCCUUUUCUUUGGGCUGUGUUACCUUCCAACACCACCUUCUCUUGACAGGGGAGUGAGAGCAGAGAAUAAAAGUCCAGCUCCCAUCAGCACCUUCUGUUACUUCUGAGAAAAAGUUCUAAAAAGUUCUGUCAUUUCAGUGGUGGAAAGUAAUAGCUAAAUGAGCAUUUUAGAGUAUUGUUUUCUUUCAGGCUGCCACAUUGUCCCUAUUUCCUUUUGUCAUGGGUAAUUGGAGGGCAGUAGCAAAGAAACAAGGCUUAAUAACAAUUUGCAUAAUUCAGUUAAAGUUCAUGGGGGGAGGGGUGGCAAACACCACUGUUUAAAUUAUAUAAUUGCCAUUUAACACAAAGUUAACUUCGUUCACUUUACUGGUUAACUAGAAACAUUGCCUAGAUUGAAUUUAUUGAAGUAAAAAGAAAAAGUAGUGCAAAAACCCCUCUUAUUCUCUCUCUCACUUUCUGUAAGGUUUAUACAACGUCUGCCACACCUAGAGUAACUAUUUUAGUUCACUUUAGAAUGAUGGGCUAACCGUUAUUUAAACUGUAAUGGUGUCAAGUCUCUUUGUGCACACUCAAACACAUGUACCAUUAUAGUACCAUUAUAGUAAUCCUAGAAAGGAACCAAAGGUGAAUAACCAGUGUUUUCAUUAGCACUAAAUGCCAAUUAACCAUUUUGUUUAAAUCGUUCUCCUGGUAACUUAUUUUUUGAUUGAAAUCUUAAAUUGGAACAACUGUUAUUGAAUGAAUAUUGCUCCAGUUCCAAAGUCAGUCUUUUAAUCUUGUGCCCUCUAUCUGACUUGUGAACGUUCAUUUCAAAACAGUAUAUGGAAAGCAUUAUAGUUUGGUGACAAUAGGAUUAUCUUAAAGUGGAUAAUUUACCAUUUUACUGCUAUAAAAUGAGUUGAUGUCAGUUGACCAUUUUAUCUUUUGAUGGAAUUUUUUUGUUGUUGAGAAGUGAAUGAAAGAAAAUUAUUAUGCUUUUAUUUGAAUAUUGAAUACUAACAACUUAUACUAAAACUACAUUGCAGGAAGUGAAGAAAUAUUUUGAAAUUUAGCAAAAUAGCUACAGUAUUCAAGUAUCUGGAAUUUUAAUAUGGUGAGUCUUAGAGCUUUAGACUUUCCUAUACGUGACAGUAUCUAAGUUAUUCUUAAUAGUCACACUUGAUAAUUCUGCUGAUCAUAGCAGCUAACCUAAAAUUGAAGAUAUUUAUGUGACAUGAAUAGCCUGUGUUUUAAAAAUUAAAUAUUUUAUAUAAAAUUGAAUUGUGUUUGGAUAGUUUUUCCUAACAUUUCAGUUAUAUAUUUAUAUUGGGAGAGUGGCUGGGAGGACAAGGAAAUUGUUGCUUGAGGUCGAAAAUUCGAACUACAGCUCCUGAUACUACCCUAAGACAGCAUUGAUUGUAGGAUACACUAGUUAGGGAAAAUGUUGCCAGUUAAACACAACUCAAGGCUAAGACAGUUCCCAAGUUGAGAUGUUGUUAUAUGGAAGAAGGCUGCUUAAAAUUGAUGAAAUAUGGUAAAAAUCUUAAUGCCUUCUUCCGUAUCAUCUAAUACUUCAGUAAAUUUGGAUUAAUGAAAAGAGCAGGGCUAUGAAAUCAAUAAUUCUGUAUGCUAUAACUGCAGUAAUCAGUAUUCUUGAGUGAAAUUGAAGGAGCAUAAAAUAUUUUUGGGAAGAAACAGGUAAGUCAGAUUGCAAAUGAGAUGAAAAUACAAAAAAUUGACCUAUUAAAAGAAGAAAAAAUUUAUUUUUUCCCAUGUGAAAUUCCCUUAUGUAUUUCUUGAUACAGCAGCUUUUUUUGCAUGUAACUCAGUAUGUUUCCCAAGUCUUCAAUCCAUUAUUUUUUGGAGAGUCCCAGUCAUCCAUGAAAUUUUAAAAGACUCAUGUUAAGGGUUUAUUGAUUAAUAGUUUGUGGAAUGUGAAUUAGGAUAGGGCUUUAGCUAUGAUUCAGAGCUUAACUCUAUGUAAAUAUUCAGUGCCUACCAAGUGCCAGGUACUAUUCUAGUACUUGGGGUACAUCAGUCAACAUGAAAGGCUUUAAGUAAUACUUCCAGUGGACUGAUAGUGAGCAGGAAUAUUUAAAAAGCGAAGUAGUAUUUGCAGCUCUUCAGCUGUAUCUAAAUUACACAUACUUGAAAGUAAGAAAAAUGUGUCUGUGUAAAAAUUUGAAGUCAAAUUUGAAUAGAGACAAAGUUCUGGAAAAACAGAACAAUUGGAAAUUCAGUGAUGAAAGCAAAAUUUAAAUUGGAUCUGACUAGUUUGCAGCUUAACUGGUAAGAAUUAUCAAGAUUUCUUAAGAAAAACAGAAGAUAAAUGGCCUAAAUGCUUCCAAACUAAUCUUUCUGGUAUUUCUGAGUUAAGGUUUUUUUGUAUUUGGUAUGAACUUAAUCCAGUUUUAGAUGAUUUUUCUCCCUAGGCUCCCUUACCUGGCCCCUACCUUUCUUUUUAGGUAAAGCUGAAAUAUGAGAUUUGAAUAAAGAUUCAGUGAUUCCCUAGGUUAAUGAUUUUGAUAUUUUAAAGUCUGAAUAGGAUGUCCCCAAAGCUAAAAUCUGGUCCAUCUCUUUACAGCUAAGAAAAAUGAGAUUUAGAUGGAUUACCAGGGUUGUUCUUAGCUAUAUCUAAAUUCUGUAGUAAAUGCUUCUAAAUGAGAAAAUUAACUGUUAAAAUACUUUUGUUAAAAUAAUUACAUUUAAAAUACCAAACAACUAGUUUUAACAGAUGACUUUUAAAAGUCAACUUAAAGGCCUCAGAAAAAAUAGGCAAAUAAAAUUUUCGAAAACUUAGGAGCCUAUAGAGACAGUUUUUUUUUCAUAUAUGGAUAGUCUUUAGAAGGGAAGUUCCUCCUUUUCUUUUUUAAGACAAUAGUUACCUAACAAUUAGUAAGACUGAAUCUUUAAACUUAUUUUCUGUUUGUAGGAGGAAGAUCGGUAUCAGCAGGCCUGCAAACAUUGCUUAUAAAUUCUUUCAUGUUUGUAAUUCUUAAACUGUUUUUAGUGUAAUUAAAAAUAAGAGCUAUUAAGAGAAAAGCUGUCGGGGAUCCAGUUGAAGGUGGGGAAAACAAAAUUUUGAUCAUAUUGGAAAGAACUUGCUCUUUGAAUUAUGUAGAAGAACAUUUUGUGGGUCUUAUUCCUUUCACCAUAUCAAAUGUCCCAUUAAAAAAGAAUUUUCUAAUUGAAAAUGCCACAUUGAAAAUGAGGCUCUGUAGUGAAUCACUUUAUAUUUUUUUCACAGUUAAUUUGUUGUCAAGGUGUGGUUUUUUUUGCAAGAAUUUUUAGUAAAGUCUCGUAACUCCUAAAUCAAAUGUGUUCAUUAUAAGCCAUUUGUUUAACAAAAGAAAAAAGACUGUAUUUGAUAGUCUGUAAAUAAACUGCCCUAAAAAUCCA